AUGGAAUCAUUUCUCGUGGGUCUCAUGAUGCUAUCAGUAGUCAUUUCGGCAAAAGCGGAAGAAAUUUGCGAGUAUAACGGAAACCAAUACAAUGCCGGCGACAGCUUCAUGAAUGCCGACGGCUGUAACACAUGCGUGUGUGGGAAAAACGGGAUUGCGGCGUGCACAAUGAAGUUAUGGUCUUGUAAUGGCCGUCUGAAGGAAUACCCUAACGGCUCAGUGUUCCUGGACCAAGACUGCAACAAGUGCCAUUGUAUAAAUGGAAACAUAAUUUGCACGAUCAUGGAUGGAUGUGAGGUGACUCCGGGAGAGCCAUGCAAAGACGAUCUUGGCAAAGAAUACCAACACGGUUCGACGUUCUAUAACGAAGAAAACUGCAAUAGGUGCUUCUGUAACGACGUCAUCCUGGGAUGCACACGGAUGCCCUGUGUAAAGCCGCCGCCUGAGGGAGUGUGCGAGUACAACGGCCUCAGGUACACUGCCGGAGACAGCUUCAAGGACACCGUUGGCUGCAACACCUAUAACGCAUGUACACACAGCUAUGAACUACAAAUCGGACAUCAACUAGUAGACUCUAGCGAGUUCGAUGGGCGAGGAAGUCAAUCAAGUCAUCGUCAUUUUAAACUAUUAACAGUGAACGUAGCAGAGAUUUUGGAAUUGGGGAUUUUAAGUGUCAGUUUGCUUUACGAGCUGCAACGUUACACUAGUCAAGCCCGACGUCCCGUAUCUGCGCACUUGCGACAACUGCUCUACAGACUACCCCAGCUCCAUCACACGCUUCAACCUACCUCUCAAUCUCCGACAGCAAGACCAACCAAAGCAGGUGCAACUUCCACUCUGACGUCUGCGCCUGUAUCAACCUCAACUGUGCAUUCAACACAUUCCCGGAAGUUACGAACGCGCUUCAAUGCAACUUACGUUUUCCUUCAAUUAAAGUUCUAUGGAAACAAAUGCCCAAUCAAAGUUGUCGAAUACGCCUCACUCCACGGGGGGCACGUCCUGGAGCAUAAUGAAAGCUGUUUCGAAGUUGUGACCCAUCCGAUGACGUGGAAUGACGCAGAAUAUCACUGCAAAUCAAACGGAGGCCACCUUGCGUACAUCACCAGUCAGGUGGAAGAGGAUUUUAUUACGAACUUCCUGAACAAAGAAAGGCUAAAUCAGUAUGUCUGGAUCGGACUCUCAGACCAGGGUAAAGAGGGGAGUUGGUCCUGGACAUCGGGUUAUCCAUUCUCGUGGACAAAGUGGUUCCCCUUUAGAUACAAUUUAGACAAGCACAACUCGGAGGAUUGCGUUGCACUGGUUCCCGCGAUUGGCGUGAUCUUUGGUAUUCAUGCAAAUGGAGCAUGGGAUGAUCUGCAUUGCGAGGCGUUUAACCCAUCACUAUGUCGUUAUGAUGCCCAUCAGACAGCCGCUGCGCUUGUAAAUGACCUUCUUGGAUUGCUUUCUAAUCUGGGUCAUUCGAUAUUUGGAUAAAAACAUUAACUCCGAAAA
Dreissena polymorpha is the source of this 1491-nucleotide messenger RNA. RefSeq lists its product as uncharacterized. The transcript is spliced from 11 exons. NCBI's taxonomy places the organism in Eukaryota, Metazoa, Mollusca, Bivalvia, Myida, Dreissenidae. Bases 1 to 1473 code for a protein of 490 amino acids. Gene Ontology annotation, molecular function: signaling receptor activity. The record is from RefSeq and is a predicted model, not a curated record.